Messenger RNA from Trichoplax adhaerens, 1233 nucleotides. RefSeq lists its product as uncharacterized. The record is from RefSeq and is a predicted model, not a curated record. Gene Ontology annotation, molecular function: ubiquitin protein ligase activity; protein binding. Gene Ontology annotation, biological process: regulation of Toll signaling pathway; protein polyubiquitination. The annotation marks the transcript as partial. The transcript has 10 exons. NCBI's taxonomy places the organism in Eukaryota, Metazoa, Placozoa, Uniplacotomia, Trichoplacea, Trichoplacidae.
GUUUACUAUGGAGAAUUAGUUGUUAUUGGAUAUAACGGCAAACUGCCAACAGGUAACUGUGGAAAACUUCGAAGUAAAUUUGAAUUAAAGAAAAGAAAGAUUGCCAAUUCUGUUAAAGCUUCUGUGAAGUAUACAAUAAAAGCUGAAGUUGAUAAGGUAAUACUAUACUACCAAUCAGGUGUGAUUGAUUUCGUUUAUUGUGUCCGAUACGGCCAUUUUUCUGCGGUGACCUACGAAUUCGAUGAAGACAUGGAUAUGUAUCAGAUUGGUAGAGCUUGCGACGAUUUCGUAGAUUUUCAAGUCUUAGAUACAGUACCCGGAGCUGAAACGGCUUUAGAACAGACUGCUCUGACACAUAGUACGGUAUCUCGUUAUGCAGCACGUAUUGUAUGUAGUAGACAUCCGCCUUAUAGAGCCCGUCUUCUAGCUGGAGCUUUUGAUCACAAUCGGAAUAUUAUUUUAGGCAAUGCAACUUGUGCUCAGAAAAUUUCUGAUAAUGCUUGCGAUAUGGAUGGAUUUACUAGAAACGGAGUUUUACUGUUACAUCCGAAAAAUGGCUUUACUGCAGGUUCGGUUCCUGUUUGGCGUGAAAUAUCUGUUUGUGGUAAGGUAUAUAAAAUAAAGGAUUCUCGUGGUGUUUAUGAAUCGGAGCAGCUGAGAACUGAGAUAACCAAUGAAUCGAACAUUUUAACUGAUGGCUGCUUAAUUGAUCUCUGUGGUGUCACUCUAAUGUGGCGUUCAGGCUACGGCAAACACGAACCUCCUACAAAGUCCGUCCUUGAUCAAGUGAAGCUUCAAAUCAGUGAAAUGCAUGAUGCACAAGGUUCACAGCCACCUCCUUCUCUUCCUACAGUCUCAGGAUCGAAGCCCGGUGAAAAGACGAUGAUGUUUGUUAAUACCGAGUGCGGUCAUAUUCAGGGUCAUUAUACUUGGCAUGCCGAUCAAAAUCGGAAACCCCUAGAGGAACGAAUGAAAAAUUGUUUUCACUGCAAAAUUGUACGACCCUUUGUACCUGUUAGAUUCGGAUUAGAACCUUUGAUCCAUCAGGAUUUUUCUUCACCAACUCAUGUAUUCUCUCCUUGUGGACAUGCUAUUGCUGAACAAACGGCUAGGUAUUGGGCUAAUAUUACAAUCCCACAUGGUAGUAAAAGUUUUAAAUCGAUAUGCCCUUUCUGUGGAGUUUCUUUAUGUGGCUAUGGUUUUGUCCGUAUGAUCUUUGUUGACGACAAAUAG